Molecule: messenger RNA, 2798 nt
Organism: Oenanthe melanoleuca
Lineage: Eukaryota; Metazoa; Chordata; Aves; Passeriformes; Muscicapidae
Gene: CCND3
Product: cyclin D3
Exons: 5
Coding region: 155-1030 (291 amino acids)
Biological process (GO): positive regulation of G1/S transition of mitotic cell cycle; regulation of cyclin-dependent protein serine/threonine kinase activity; mitotic cell cycle phase transition
Cellular component (GO): cyclin-dependent protein kinase holoenzyme complex; cytoplasm; nucleus
Molecular function (GO): cyclin-dependent protein serine/threonine kinase regulator activity
Source: RefSeq, a predicted model, not a curated record
GCGGCGCUGGGGGCCGCGGAGGGAGCGGCAGCGCCGCCAGUUCCCGGCGUCCCGCGGCGGAGCCGGCGGUGGCUGCGGCGCCUCGCUCCGCCCGCUGCUGCAGCGCGUCCGGUCCCGCUGAUCCUCGUCCCGCUCCGUGCGCUCUGCCGUCCCCAUGGAGCUGCUGUGCGUGGAGCCCGCGCCCCGCGCUCCCCGCGCCGCGCGGGACCCGCAGCUGCUGGGGGACCGGCGGGUGCUGCAGAACCUGCUGAGCCUGGAGGAGCGCUACAGCCCGCGCGUGUCCUACUUCCAGUGCGUGCAGCGCGACAUCCAGCCCUACAUGCGGAAGAUGUUGGCUUUCUGGAUGCUGGAGGUGUGCGAGGAGCAGAAGUGCGAGGAGGAGGUUUUCCCGCUGGCCAUGAACUACGUGGAUCGCUACCUGUCCUCGGUGGCCGUGCACAAGAACCACCUGCAGCUGCUGGGAGCUGUGUGCAUGCUGCUGGCCUCCAAGCUGAGGGAAACCAUGCCCCUGACCGUGGAGAAGCUCUGCAUCUACACCGACAACUCCAUCACCCCCCAGGAGCUGCUGCACUGGGAGCUGCUGGUGCUGGAGAAGCUCAAGUGGGACCUGGUGUCGGUGAUUGCCAACGAUUUCCUGCCCCACAUCCUGCACCAGCUGCCGCUGCCCCCCGACAGGCUGGAGCUGGUGAAGAAACACGCCCAGACCUUCAUCGCCCUCUGUGCCACAGAUUUCACCUUUGUGAUGUACCCCCCGUCCAUGGUGGCCACGGGCAGCAUCGGUGCCGCCAUCCACGGGCUGACGCUGCCGCUGGGCGGCCUCAGCGGGGAGGGGGUGACGGAGCUGCUGGCCGGGAUCACGGGCACCGAGCUGGACUGCCUGAAGGCCUGUCAGGAGCAGAUCGAGGCAGCCCUAGCCGAGAGCCUGAAGCAGGCAUCCCAAUCCCAGCAGGAAUUCAGCGCCAAACCCGCGCCCUACGGGGGCAGCCAGCCCACCAGCACCCCCACGGAUGUCACCGACGUCAACCUGUGACCUGCCCCCUCCCCAGAGCCCCUCCCUGGACACCCCAAACUCGCUGCACGCCCCCCCCCGCCCACCCAGCACCUCCAAGGGGCCUUUCCCAGGCUGGGAAUGUGCCCAGGGGGGACAGGACAGGGAGCAGGAGGAUGGAUGGAUCUGGAAUUGUUGCUCUGCUGCUGCUCCCUGCCUCUCUGGGGUGCUCACGGCGACUUCCAACCCUGCAGGAGCCAAAUUUUGGCACCCCCAGCUGCUGCUGGGCUGGUGGAGCAGCUGCUUGGUGGCCCUUUGGUCCCGAUUGCUUCGUGCCACAUUCCCACAGCUCCAGGGGGAGUUGUGCAGCUGCUUCUGCUUGGAGAGGACCCGUGGGGCUUGUUUGUUUUUGAGGCUGCUUAAUUUAUUGUUCACUGCUGGGAAAGGGGAGGGAGGAGAGCUGGCAUUGCUCGGGUGGGGGCCUGGGUGCUGCUCUCCUCUCCUUCCCAAAAAAAGUGCCUUCCCCCCUCACCCCUUCCCUGGCUCCCUGGGCAGUGGGAGACUCUCCUCAGAACCUGGUUGGUCCUUUGGUAGCUUAGGCAUCAGAGUAGGAUUUAAGGAAAAACCUUUGAAUGUGCUGCUAUAGUCUGGGAUGCAUCUCCACUCCUCCAGGGCAGGGAUUUGGGGUCGUGCUCGUCCCAGCUGCCUCCUCAGAGGCUGCAAAACCUCGCUGCACACUUGAGUUGGAAAAGCAAUUUCUGCAUUUUUUUGUAUGGUUGUUGUUGAUCCUGUUUAGUUUUUUGGGGUUUUUUUAUAAAAAUUGUUGUAAAACAGGGAGAAAAAAAAAAAUAAUAAUGCUGCUUUUCUACGAGAAAACCAUUACAGAGUGGAAUUAACCAGGAAAAGCCAGACUCCACAGGGAUGGGAGGCAGAUGCUGCUGCUGCUGCUUGGGGACCUCUGGACAAUGUGGCUGUAGAAAUUUUCUUUUUUUUUUUUUGGAUGCCACCAGCCACACAAAGAUCUGGCGGAAAAAGGUGGGGCUGCUGCUCCUCCCUGAGGCUGCCUGGUCCGGAAACCCCCGAGCAGGAGGGGCUGGGACAGAGCCUGGCUGUGCAAAAAAGGAAAUGUGUUUCCCCUUUUUUUAUAUAUUAUAUAUAUAUAUAUAUAUAUAAAUGAGUUUUUAAUUUAAGAGUAAAUUGGUUUGGUGUUCACUCGCAUGAGUCCCGCUGCUGGGAGAGCCAGAGAACCCUGUGAUGUUGCAAUAAAAUAUUUUAAACAAAAAAAAAAAAAAAAAAAAAAUCAGUGGCUGAAGGGUUUCCCUGCAACGUUCCCAGGGCGGGGCUGGGAUCUUUCCCUCCUGUGGGGAUCCCUUGGGAGCUCCAGCCCUGCUUCUCCCAGGAUGGAAGGGGGAGAGGGACACCUGGGGCAGCUCAGGGGUGGUGACAGAGCCAAAAUUCUUCCUGCACCUUCUCCCCAGCAGGUUGGAGGGUGGUGGGCACUGGAGCAGCUCAGUGAGUGCCAGGGGUGCUGUGUGCCAGCCCAGGCUCCCUCCUGUGCUCAUCAGCCUCUGGCUUUGUUAAAAUGAAACCAGAAGUGGCAGAAAAGGCUGAGCUGUGUGGGGACCCAGCUCCUGCUGCUGCCACGGGAGUGACAGCUCAGGGUGCAGCAGGGGCUCCUCUCCGUGGCCCAAAGCUGCAAGUGACAGUGACAGUGACAGUGGCAGUGGCAGCAGGUCCCAGGGAAGUCUCAUGGAAAAGCCCUCCUGGGUUUUCCAGCAGAGGUGGCACUUGGGCACAAUGCCAGGGGCAG